Molecule: messenger RNA, 2150 nt
Organism: Hansenula anomala
Lineage: Eukaryota; Fungi; Ascomycota; Saccharomycetes; Phaffomycetales; Wickerhamomycetaceae
Gene: AAM1
Product: glycoside hydrolase family 13 protein
Exons: 2
Coding region: 93-1805 (570 amino acids)
Biological process (GO): oligosaccharide catabolic process
Molecular function (GO): alpha-amylase activity
Source: RefSeq, a predicted model, not a curated record
AAACAUUUGAGAACGCACUUUCCUUGAGUACAGUACUUUGAGUUCUACUUUCUCUUUUGUCUACACAACAACUACAAAGAAUAGACUACAGAAUGACAAUUUCAACUUAUCCAUGGUGGAAAGACUCCACUGUCUACCAAAUUUGGCCAGCUUCAUACAAAGAUUCGAAUGGUGAUGGUUUUGGUGAUAUUCCAGGUAUCAUUUCAACUUUAGAUCACGUCAAAAACUUGGGCACUUCAGUUAUUUGGUUAUCACCUCAUUAUGCCUCUCCUCAAGAUGAUAUGGGUUAUGAUAUCUCAGAUUAUGAAGCUAUUUAUGAAAAAUAUGGUACUAUGGAAGAUAUGGACAAGAUGAUUGAUGAAGUUCAUAAACGUGGCAUGAAAUUGAUCUUUGAUCUUGUCAUUAACCAUACUUCCUCAGAACACGCUUGGUUUAAAGAAUCAAGAUCUUCAAAAGAUAGUGCAAAGAGAGAUUGGUACAUCUGGAAAAAACCAAGAUAUGAUGAACAAGGUAAUAGACACCCACCAAACAAUUGGAUGUCUUAUUUUUCAGGCCCAGCUUGGGAAUAUGAUGAAGCUACAGAUGAAUAUUAUCUAUGUUUAUUCGCUAAAUCGCAACCAGAUUUGAAUUGGGAAAAUGAAGCUACAAGGGAUGCUAUUUAUAAAUCAGCUUUAGAAUUUUGGUUCAAAAAAGGUGUUGAUGGGUUCAGAAUUGAUACAGCUGGUAUGUACUCAAAGGACCAAAGAUUUUUAGAUGCUCCAAUUGUUUUCCCAGAUCAAGAAUGGCAACCAUCAAAUGACUACACCACAAAUGGUCCAAGAAUUCAUGAAUUCCACAAGGAAAUGUUUGCAAAAGUUACUUCAAACUAUGAUGUUAUGACUGUUGGUGAAGUUGGACAUUGUUCUAAAGAAGAAGCUUUGAAAUAUGUCUCUGCUAAAGAAAAAGAAAUGAACAUGAUGUUUUUGUUUGAUAUUGUUGAAGCUGGUUGUGAUACUAAAGAUAGAUUCCGUUAUCAUGGAUUCAAAUUGAAAGAUGUCAAAGAUGCUAUUUUCAAUCAAUGUGAUUUCAUUAAAGGUACAGAUGCUUGGUCAACUGUCUUCAUUGAAAACCAUGAUCAACCACGUUCAGUUACUAGAUUUGGUAAUACUGACAACAAAUUAUUAUUAUUCAAAUCAGCUAAACUAUUAUCUAUUUUACAAACUACAUUAACUGGUACUUUAUUUAUUUAUCAAGGUCAGGAAAUUGGUAUGACCAACUUACCAAGAUCUUGGGAUAUCAGUGAAUACAAAGAUAUCAACACAAUCAACUACUGGGACGCUUUCAAAAAGAAAUAUCCAAAUGAUCCAAAGAAAGCUGAAGAAUUAAUGGAUUUGAUUAACUUGUUGGCUAGAGAUCAUGCAAGAUCACCUGUUCAAUGGGAUGAUACCCUUCAUGGUGGGUUCACAACUGGUACACCAUGGACCCGUGUUAAUGACAAUUAUCCAGAAAUUAACGUUAAAGCUCAAACUGGUGAUCCAAAUUCUGUCUUAUCAUUCUGGCAAAAAUCUAUCAAAGUUAGACAAUUUUAUAAAGAUGUCUUCAUCCAUGGUGAUUUUGAAAUCUUGGACUAUGAAAAUGAAAAAACUUUCACUUAUGUUAAAACCUCACCAGAUUCAAAAGCCUACAUUGUUUUGAAUUUCAGUAAUGAAAAUGUUGCUUUCAAACCUUUGAUUGACGGUGAAUUCAAAUUGAUCAACUCUAAUGUUGAUGAUGUUAAAGAGGAACAAUUGACUCCAUAUGAAGGUAGAGUUUAUCUUGUUCAAUAGAUCUUUAGACAAAUUUGGGUAUAACUACGACGUUCUUUUAUUUGAUGAAAAUGAUGACUCUCUAUAGAAUCUUUUAGAUCUGGUUAGAUCUCUAUUUAUAUUACACAUUGGCUAAUAUAUUUUAUGGUUAGAUUAAUUACAAAGAUUGUAGUUUGUCUUUUUAGCGUUUAGAAGAUAUAAUGGAGUAACCUACGCUAUUCACUACACGCAAAUAACAUCACAAUUGUAGUAAAACUUGCUCGUACAAGAUCAUCUCAAAAUCAGGCUUCAGACAUGUUUUCGGCUAAAUAAAAUCCGAUUCUCAUUUAACCGGCGAAAUUAAAUAAACCAAAUAUAUUAUAUUUA